AUGGUUGAUGGUUAUCAGUACUCAGACGUUGUGGGGCUGGAGGAGUGGAGCCCCAGGCCACAGGCUUCUCCUUGGCCACAGAGGAGCCUAAUUCUUGAGGAGGAGGAGGAAACUCAGCUGGUGGCUAUAGUCCAGGCAGCGUCGUUGAAGGAGAGAAACCAUAUUGGGGGCAUCUUUCGAGACCAUGUGGUGGAUACCCGACAGUACUUGGACCACGUGAGAGAGUCCACGGCAGGCACACAGGGUAGACUUGUGAAGCUAUUUGCAAACCAUUUCCGAGUGACAUCUCGCCCCCAGCAGAUCACCUGUAAGUACAAUAUUGACUACAUGCCAGACAUUGAGGACAGACAAGUUCGUUCAGAACUGCUUCUGCAGCAUAAAGUGAUAAUCGGAAAGUGUUAUAUAUUUGAUGGAACUUCUUUGUUAUUACCUCACAAACUACGAUCACCAAAAAUGGAAUUGGUCAGCCUGCUGAAAAAACAGGUUGUGAAGGUGACCAUUGAAUUCACCAGCGAACUCAUGCCCACCUCACCAGACUGUUUACGUUAUUACAACAUUCUCUUUAGAAGAAUUUUGAAGAUGAUGGAGUUGGAGCAAGUUGGUCGCAACUAUUACAACAAGCGAGAGGCCAUGGAGUUCCAUAAUCACAAGCUGGUCAUCUGGCCUGGAUAUGUUACUUCUAUUCUUGAGUAUGAAACCAGCAUUACCCUCUGUGCUGACGUGAACCAUAAACUGUUCCGAAUGCAAACAGCCUAUGAUUUAAUAUCGGAUAUUCGUGAUGGCUUCCCCACAAAGCAAGAGCUUCAGGAGCAAGUUUCUAAACGACUAGUUGGAUCAGUUGUUUCUACGAUGUAUAACAACAAAACCUAUAGGGUGGAUGCUAUUAAUUGGGAGGAAACUCCCAGAACUACAUUUAAAACCUCAGAUGGUGCUGAAAUCACCUUUGUAGAAUACUAUAAAACGCGGUAUAAUCAAGUAGUCACGGAACUGAAUCAGCCGCUCUUGAUCAGCAAAGGCAAAUGGAAGAAGAGCAAACAGGACACGCCCCGUGAGCCUAUACUGCUGGUUCCCCAGCUAUGCAACCUGACAGGUCUAACAGAUGAGCUGCGUAAAAAUUACAGAGUGAUGAGAGACUUGGCUCUCCAUAUGAGGUUGGAUCCAGAAAAAAGGCAGCACGAGUUACGAAAAUUGAUGAAUACUAUACAGACAAAUAAGGAGAUACAACGGGAACUUCAACUCUGGGAUUUGAAAUUUGAUGCCAGCUUCUUGUCCUUCUCAGGAAGAAUCUUGAAAGAAGUAAGAAUUUUUCAAGGAAGACGAGUGUUUGACUCCCACCCACAGUUUGCAGAUUGGACAAAAGAGACAAGAAGUGGACCCUUACUCAAUGUCAAGUCACUAGAUCAUUGGUUAAUACUCUAUCCUACAGGAUACUACAGAGCAGCCUCAUCCUUUCUGCAGAGUUUACGGAGAGUCACACCCACCAUGGGUAUAGCUAUGAAAGAGGCAAAAAUGCUUCAAGUUGUUUGCGUGUUGUCCAGUGAAAAGAAAGAGCUGUAUGAUAGCAUAAAACAAUACCUGUGUGUCAGUUGCCCAAUCCCAAGCCAGUGUGUCAUCACACGGAUCUUAGACAAACCCCAGACGCUGCUGACCAUUGCGACAAAUAUUGCCCAGCAGAUGAACUGCAAGAUGGGAGGAGCCCUCUGGAAGGUGGAGACAGAAUUGCAGAAUGCGAUGUUCAUUGGUAUCGACUGUUUCCAUGAUACUGUAAAUCGGCAGAAGUCAAUUGCAGGCUUUGUGUCCAGCAUCAAUCAGGAAUUGACACAGUGGUUCUCUCAGUGCAUCUUCCAGGAAUCGGGACAGGAGCUUGUGAAUGGGCUGAAAGCCUGCUUGGAAGCCGCCCUGAAGCUCUGGUGUAAACAUAACCUGUUUCUGCCACAAGCUAUCAUUGUGUACCGGGAUGGAGUGGGGGAUGGUCAGCUUCAAGCAUUGCUGGACCAUGAAGUACCACAGAUUGAGUCUUCCUUAAAAUCCGUGUGUCCUAAAGACUCUGGGGUCAAACUUACUUUCAUUGUGGUGAAGAAACGAAUAAACACCAGAUUUUUUGUGGAGUCCGAAGGAAGACUUCGAAACCCACUUCCAGGAACAGUUAUUGAUGUGGAGGUGACCAAGAGGCAAUGGUAUGAUUUCUUUAUCGUGAGUCAGUCUGUGAAAGAUGGUACUGUCACUCCCACUCAUUACAAUGUCAUCCACGAUACAGUUCGCUUUACCCCAGAUAGGAUACAGCAUCUCACUUACAGACUAUGCCACAUGUAUUACAAUUUGGCAGGUGUCAUUCGAGUUCCUGCUCCUUGUCACUAUGCCCACAAACUGGCUUACCUUGUGGGUCAGAGUAUUCACCAAGAACCACACCAUUGCCUGGCCAGCCGUCUCUUCUACCUGUGA
This is a messenger RNA of Mustela erminea (ermine), 2442 nucleotides long. RefSeq names its product piwi like RNA-mediated gene silencing 3 (gene PIWIL3). The record is from RefSeq and is a predicted model, not a curated record. Lineage: Eukaryota; Metazoa; Chordata; Mammalia; Carnivora; Mustelidae. Bases 1 to 2442 code for a protein of 813 amino acids. The transcript has 20 exons. Gene Ontology annotation, biological process: regulatory ncRNA-mediated gene silencing. Gene Ontology annotation, molecular function: protein binding; piRNA binding. Gene Ontology annotation, cellular component: P granule.